AUGUACCUAAGAGCCGAUUACACAAACGUCGCUUUAAAGAAGACGGCUUAUAAUAGUAACAACUCCUCUUCUGCCCAGGUCGGGGUUGAUGGGGAUAUAUAUAACGACCUAUUAUGUAUUGCAGCUUCUUAUAACCCACCGUGGUUCGUUGUCGACCUGUUGAAUGGCUAUCAAGUUAAACACGUGGUACUUUAUAAUAGGCGAGAUUGUACUGGCUGCGACUACCGUUUGUACAUGUUUAUGGUCGGACUCUUCAACAAUUUCGAUCCAAAUGUAAACAAAACGAUCGUUAAAAAGAGUUAUGACCUCUGCGGACAGUGGCCAACAACUGUUUUUACGGCUGGUCAGCCGAUGAGAAUCGACUGCGCCAAUGAGAAGUUGUUUUCGAAAUUUGUAAUCAUUCAACAGUGGCAAGAUAGUGAUUCAUUGAAUAUUGUUAGACAAUUUGAAUUUGCUGAACUGGAAGUUUAUGCGAAUGCUGAUAGGUUGAGCAAUUUUAAAGUCGGACUAUCCAACAAUUUCGAUCCAAGAAAUAAAAAUUCAAUUCUUGGAAAUUACGAACUAUGUGCAAAAUGGCCAGGAAUCGGUUUAUAUGGCAAGCAGCCAAUGAAAGUGAUUUGUACAAAUAAAACUUUUUAUUCGAGGUAUGUCAUCGUUCAACCUACCACUAAUGUGGACCUGACAUUUGGCGAAAUGGAAGUUUAUGGCACAGAAAACUCUACUGAGAAGUUUUAUGGCUGCUUCAAAACAUUUCAAACUCAAAAAACUUUCAAUGAAUCAUCGUUAGAAAUAUGUCUGAGUCUGUGCAAGCAGUCUGACAUUAACUACGCUACAGUAAAAAUGGAGCAAGAUAAAAAAACUUGUUUCUGUGGAACCCCUGUGGAACCCUACCCAUCUUAUUCCUUCUGCUCUUCGAGUUGUGAUGCGAGCGGAGUUUGUACUGAAACAUCAAUCUAUGCCGUCUAUAUGGCAAAGACACCUUCAAUAAACUGGACGUACAUGGGAUGUUACCAAGAUAGAGACGAUAAGGAUCUCGUCGUUCAAACUCUAAACUUGGAUACAAUGACGGUUGAGACCUGCACUCAAAAAUGUUACACGAGAAAUUUCUUGUUCGCCGGUUUGCAGUACGGGCUAUGCUUUUGUGGAAACUCGUUUGGAAAAUAUGGAAGAGCAAAGGAAAGUGACUGCAGUGGUGGAAAUCUGUUACAAAAAUGCGGAGGAAAAUAUUUUAACAGCCUAUAUUUCCUUUAUAAUACUUACGGCACAAACAAAAGUUACUCCGACAUCUAUCACUGCUCCAACCAGUCAAAUUUCACUCCUUGGUUGACUUGCGAGUCUAAAAGUUGUGACCCCGGCUGGAAUGGAGAUGCCUGUGAUAAAAGAGAUUGCUUGGUUAACAACGGUAACUGUGGUACAGCUCAUAGAUGUUAUUCAUUCAAAGUUGGGGCUGCAACGCUGACGGAAUGUGUUUGCAAGAGCGGGUACAUGAAGACCUACUACAACGAUGACUGCAUUUCAUACAUAUAUCCAGGUGCCGAAAAAUGUCCCGACAACAAACUCGUUUGCAAAAAACCAUCAGAAAUAUGCGCUAGUAUGAACGGUUCCUACGUUUGCCAGUGUUCAUCCGGGUACGAACGAAUUAACAAUGUUUGCUCUGUUCCAAUUGAAAGACAAGUUAUGAUAGCUUUCGUCGUGAUAGCGGGCGUGUUUCUCUUGGCAAACAUCUCAUUGAUCAUUUACAUUUGUUACAAAAGUGGAAAAUGGUCAAAAUCGAACACCAAGCAAUCUCCACCAACCCCUGUGAAAGCGGCAUCUAGCUUGCCGCCAAAUCUCUCGCGUUACCACAACACAAACGUCGUCGCCACUAAUUACAACACGUCAAUUGAUGAGGCGAACGACGACGCCGACAAUGUGGAUUACGACUACACUGGGCCCAACUUCAACGAUGCCACCUGGACGAGAGAUCAAAAAAUCAUAUCUAGUAAAAGAAAUACCAUGAUUAGUAAUAACACGUAA
Molecule: messenger RNA, 2016 nt
Organism: Helobdella robusta
Lineage: Eukaryota; Metazoa; Annelida; Clitellata; Rhynchobdellida; Glossiphoniidae
Exons: 12
Coding region: 1-2016 (671 amino acids)
Cellular component (GO): plasma membrane
Source: RefSeq, a predicted model, not a curated record